Molecule: messenger RNA, 1368 nt
Organism: Stomoxys calcitrans (stable fly)
Lineage: Eukaryota; Metazoa; Arthropoda; Insecta; Diptera; Muscidae
Product: CD63 antigen
Exons: 5
Coding region: 380-1123 (247 amino acids)
Cellular component (GO): membrane
Source: RefSeq, a predicted model, not a curated record
CAUGUGCCGAUGCAGUUGAACGUUUUUUAUACCAAAUGUAAAAAGACACACACAAAAUCACAAAAACAGCAAACAACAAGUCUACAACGAAAGUAGAACAAACAAUAAUCAUUUAUAAUUUGAUCAGAUAAAAAAUCAAAGAAAGAAUUUCAGUGCAAUUGAAAAAAAGUCACUAACAACACUCGUACGCAAAUAAGCAAAAUAAAUAAAAUUGUGCUACUAGCCGCCAUUAUAAUAAUCGAGGGUAUUAACCAACACCAUAAUAGGCUGAGGACGGUGUGGUACUACAUUACCAGAGUAGAAAAGGAAGAUUAUCAAAUUUCGUUUGAAAUCCAGACAACUUAAAUUUUAAAAAAUUAUCAGAAAAUAAAUUCUCAACAUGUCUUUGCUGACGGGUAGUGCGAAUUGCAUAAAAUAUGUGCUCUUUGCAUUCAAUUUAGUUUUUAUGCUAACUGGCAUUAUUUUAAUUGCUGUGGGUGUUGGUGUUGCCGCCGUCUAUUCGGAAUAUGAAGCAUUCCUGGUCUCCAAGUUCUUUUCGAUUCCAACAUUUUUAAUUGUUAUUGGCUCUUUUGUCAUUGUCAUCUCCUUCUUUGGCUGUUGGGGUGCUUUGAAGGAAAACUAUUGCCUGAUAUUGACCUUCUCCGUGCUGUUGGGUCUGAUAUUCAUACUGGAAUUGGCUGCUGGCAUUAGUGGUUAUGUAUUGCGCAACGAUGCUGAGAGUUUGAUAAAGGGCACAUUGACGAGUUCUAUGAAGCAAUACAAUUCUACGCACUCAAAUGAUGUUACAGUUCUGUGGGACUAUGUGCAAAGAACAUUCCAAUGUUGUGGAGUGCAAAGCUAUACCGAUUGGAAUACCACUUUGGGUGAUAAUUUACCUUUAUCCUGUUGCAGAUUGCCAGUUGGUCAAGUGGGACAGUUCUCGUGUACCGUUAAUAAUGAGGAUCCCAACCGCUACAGCAUGGGCUGUCUGAGUGAAUUCUCCAAUUACAUAGCUGCUCAUGCUGUCAGUUUGGGUGCAGCUGGUGUUGUAAUUGCCAUUAUUCAGUUCUUUGGCGUUCUCUUUGCUUGCUACAUUGCUCGUGAGAUCAAAAUCCGUAAUGGAGUCACAGGAUUUAUGGGUUAAUAAAUGAUGUGUGCGUGUGUGUGUGGAUCAAAAGUAUUAAAAUAAUAUCACAUAGACAGUUAUUUUCCUAGUUUUUCUUAAUGUUGAGAAGAAAGCAUGUUAAUUAUGUUUAAAUUAUUACAAAAAAGAAACUUAAUUUUUAUGCACAAACGUUUUUCCAAACUUUAAAUAAAUAAUUUGAAAAUAAUGAAUUGUAUGAAAUGCAUAAGUUGUCCGACAAACGACAUAAUCAUUUCAAAAUUAAA